Molecule: messenger RNA, 3091 nt
Organism: Nicotiana attenuata
Lineage: Eukaryota; Viridiplantae; Streptophyta; Magnoliopsida; Solanales; Solanaceae
Product: formin-like protein 2
Exons: 4
Coding region: 402-2897 (831 amino acids)
Biological process (GO): actin nucleation; actin cytoskeleton organization
Molecular function (GO): actin filament binding
Source: RefSeq, a predicted model, not a curated record
AAAUUGGUCCAUUCUUCUAGGAAUACUACGUACUUUUUAAUACUACAAUAAUUACUCCAUAAUCUCCUUAAUUUUCUACCUUUUCUCACACACACACGCUUUUUCUCUCUUCUUCUCACUCUCUCUUUUUUCAACAGCCAUGCAAAUUUUAAUGCUAAAUUUCCUGUCCUUUUUUUCCUACUGUGAACUCAGUUCACUCCUCCCUAUGCAGUUUGUCAUCUUCAACUAGCUGUAGCAGUUUUCAUUGACCAAAUGCAAAAAAAAAACAGAGCAGAGCAGAGCAUUUGUACACAACAAUGCUUUUACCUUACCAUAAAGUUUUCAUAUUUUUCUCUUUUUGAACAACUUGUUCUUCUUCUUCUUCUUCUUGAUUCUUGAUUCAGUGCAGCAUUUUGUAUACAAUGGUGUUUUCCUUCUUCUUCCUCCUUUUCCUUUUCUGCUCAACUCACUGUAUAUCAUCCGCCGCCGUCUCCGCCCACAACCGCCGUGUUCUCCACGAAUCUUUUUUUCCGAUAGACUCACCACCACCUUCUCAACCCCCCAUACCCUCUCCCCCAGCACCCCCUACUCCUUACCCAUUCCAAGCUUCAACUCCUGAUAAUAACAACCCCUUCUUCCCCACCUACCCCUCUCCACCACCUCCCCCACCCUCCCCACCACCCCCUUCUUCACUCGUUUCAUUUCCUGCUAAUAUCUCUGAUAUUAACCUCCCAAAUACCUCCAAGUCUAAGCAUGUCUCCUCUAAGCUCAUUAUCACUGCCAUUACUUGUGUUCUAGCUGCUAUCGUUGUUCUUUCCAUAGCCAUCUGUUUGCACGCAAAGAAAAGGAGGCGCCAUUUUAAUGACCCAAAAACUCAAAGAUCCGAUAAUAGCAGUAGAUUGAAUCAUAGUAAUAGUAAAAAUGAUGGUAAUACUAAUAAUAGUAUUCCUAAGCUUGAAAGACCAUCUCAAACUAGUUCAGAGUUUCUCUAUUUGGGUACUCUUGUCAAUUCACAUGGCGGCAUUAAUAGUAGCAGUAACCCUAAUACAGCUCCAUCUUCAAGAAAAAUGGCCUCCCCGGAGCUCCGUCCACUUCCGCCGUUAAAUGGACGGAAUUUAAGUCAAAAUUACAGGAAUACCCGUAAUGAUGAUGAUUUUUACUCUACUGAGGAAUCUGUGGGUUAUAUAGAGAGCUCUUUUGGAGCAGGAUCAUUGUCAAGGAGAGAUUUUGCUGCUGUUGAAGUGGAUAAAUUUGUCGGGUCGAGCUUGUCGGGUUCGGAUUCAUCAUCGAGUUCCGGGUCGGGCUCACCCAGCCGGUCUGUAUCGUUAAGCAUUUCUCCUCCGGCGAGUGUGAGUCCAAAAAGGGAAAGUUGUCCAAGACCUAAGUCGCCGGAACUGGUCGCCGUUGUGACUCCUCCGCCACCUCAGCGUCCACCUCCUCCUCCACCUCCAUUUGUACAUGGACCUCAAGUUAAGGUAACUGCAAAUGAGAGUCCAGUAUUAACUUCUCCUAUGGAGAAAAAUGAUCAAAAUGUUGAGAGUCAUUCUAUUGAGAAAAAUGAGGAGAUGCUUAAACCAAAGUUGAAGACUUUGCAUUGGGAUAAAGUAAGAGCAAGUUCGGAUCGCGAAAUGGUGUGGGAUCAACUGAAAUCAAGCUCAUUUAAAUUGAAUGAAGAGAUGAUAGAAACAUUGUUUGUUGUGAAGAAUCCAGCUUUAAAUACAAGCGCAACAGCUAAACACCUUGUUGUUCCCUCAAUGAGCCAAGAGAAUAGGGUACUUGAUCCAAAGAAGUCACAGAACAUUGCGAUUUUGCUGAGGGCUCUAAAUGUAACCACAGAGGAAAUAUGUGAAGCCCUCUUAGAAGGAAAUGCUGAAAAUAUUGGGACUGAACUCCUUGAGAUUUUAUUGAAGAUGGCUCCAUCCAAAGAGGAGGAACGUAAGCUAAAAGAAUACAAAGAUGAUUCUCCAUUCAAGCUUGGCCCCGCGGAGAAGUUUCUGAAAGCAGUGCUUGAUAUACCUUUUGCAUUCAAAAGGGUAGAUGCUAUGCUCUACAUAUCAAAUUUUGAUUAUGAGGUUGACUACCUCAGAAAGUCAUUUGAAACUCUAGAGGCAGCAUGUGAAGAGUUGAGAAGUAGCAGAAUGUUCUUAAAGCUUCUAGAAGCAGUGCUAAAGACGGGAAAUCGCAUGAAUGUUGGGACAAAUAGGGGUGAUGCUCAUGCCUUCAAACUUGACACACUGCUAAAGCUUGUUGAUGUAAAGGGAGCAGAUGGGAAAACAACCCUCUUGCAUUUUGUGGUUCAUGAGAUUAUAAAAAGUGAAGGUGCUCGUCUUUCUGGUGGAAAUCAGAAUCAACAGUCUACUACCAAUGACGACGCAAAGUGCAGGAAGCUUGGCCUCCAAGUUGUUUCCAGUAUUAGUUCAGAGCUUAUAAAUGUCAAAAAAGCUGCUGCCAUGGAUUCAGAAGUGCUCCACAGCGAUGUCUUUAAGCUUUCUAAAGGGAUUGGAAACAUUGCUGAAGUUGUACGAUCCAUUGAAGCUGUCGGAUUGGAGGAAAGCAGUAUUAAAAGAUUCUCCGAGUCCAUGAACAGGUUUAUGAAAGUAGCAGAAGAGAAGAUUUCAAAGCUCCAAGCUCAAGAAACGUUGGCCAUGUCGCUGGUGAAAGAAAUAACCGAGUAUGUCCAUGGAGAUUCAGCUAGAGAAGAGGCUCACCCUUUCAGAAUAUUCAUGGUUGUUAAAGACUUCCUAACGAUUCUUGAUCGCGUUUGUAAGGAAGUUGGAACGAUAAAUGAGCGGACAAUAGUUAGUUCAGCUCAAAAGUUUCCAGUUCCAGUUAAUCCAAAUCUACAACCUGUCAUUAGUGGAUUCAGAGCUAAACGACAGCAUAGUUUCUCUGAUGAGGAAAGCUCAUCUCCUCAGUAGAAUUAUUUGGUCAUAACAGGCAAAUGCUAGUUUUUGGUUUUGGCCAAAACCAAUGUAAUGUAUUAUAUAGGAAGCAUAGGAGUUUGCCUUAGAUUGUGCAGAACUAUUUAGGCAUAUGUAACUCUUUCAUCUAUCUGAAUUUUGUAUUAUAUUAGAUCAUUCUAUAAGAUAUUGGGAAAUUCUAUUUCUUUUGA